Messenger RNA from Trypanosoma conorhini, 1005 nucleotides. RefSeq names its product protein phosphatase methylesterase 1. Lineage: Eukaryota; Euglenozoa; Kinetoplastea; Trypanosomatida; Trypanosomatidae. Gene Ontology annotation, molecular function: protein methylesterase activity. The record is from RefSeq and is a predicted model, not a curated record. The transcript has a single exon. Gene Ontology annotation, biological process: protein demethylation. Bases 1 to 1005 code for a protein of 334 amino acids.
AUGGACUCGCACGCCGUUGCUCCCCAUGAGGACCAUGAAAUCGUGUUGCCUUCAGGCGACAAAUUCCACGUCGUUGUUUUUGGCGGCAUCGACGAGGAGUAUACUCGGCGGGGGGAAACACCACCUCCUCUGCUGUUCUGUGUACACGGCGCCGGCAUGAGUUGUGCUAGUUAUUUUCUACUUUCCACUCAUCUGAUGCAUCCGCAGUACGCUGAAAAGGGUGGUGUCGAGCUGAAUCCUAAAGAAUCCGCAGACAUUGUUCGUGUGGUGGCAUAUGAUAUGCGUUGCCACGGAGACUCCACCUUCAACGGAGGUGAGGGGAGUCUCACCUUGCAAUUGCUUAUGGACGACUUUUUUGCCGUCAUACGCACUGUGAAGAGCACCCUCUUCCCCGAUACUCCCCGCCUCUACGUUGUGGGCCACUCACUGGGUGGUUCGGUGGCAAUGAAUGCCCUGAGUAGGUUCAAGGAACUGAUGAACAUGGUGGCGGGCGUAGUGCUGCUUGAUGUGGUGGAGGGCACCGCGAGGAUGUCGUUACGGCACAUGGACAAGUUUCUUCAGAACCGUCCGCAACAAUUCUCCGAUGUGGCGGAGGCACAAAGAUGGUUCUUGCAAAGUGGCGGCAUGACAACGGCUUCAGGAGCGGCAGUAACCGUGCCCCCACUCCUGAAACGUGUGGGCGACCAUUACGAGUGGAAGUCGAACCUGGAGGCCAUGGCGCCUGUAUGGUCUGGGUGGUUUAACGGGCUGGACGACGCUUUUGUUGGACUGCCCUGCCCGAAGAUUCUUUGCCUCGCCAAUGCCGAGCGCCUUGACGAUGCCCUUACCGUUGCCCAGAUGCAAGGGAAAUUCCAGUUUGAGGUUCUCGGCGGCGGGUGUGGGCAUUACGUCAUGGACGACCAGCCGGCUGCUCUCGCCUCGAAGCUGCGCCGCUUCAUCAAGCGGAUUGAGACUAUGUCGGAGAAACUACGAUUCAAUCUGCGGAAGGAAAUCGUAGCAAGUUGA